AUGUCGUCCUCCGACGGGUCUCCGGAUACCUGGAUUGCAGCUUACUGCUCACUGAUGGGCCACGAGUUUUUUGCAGAAGUCUCGGAAGAUUUCAUUGAGGAUGACUUUAAUUUGACUGGUUUGCAGUCCCAGGUGCCCUGGUACAAAGAGGCGCUGGAAUUGAUAUUAGACGUGGAGCCUGAGGAUGAGGAGGAUGACGAGGAGGAUGAGGAUGACGAUGAGGACGAAGACGCCGUUUUAGGAGAUGAUAGGCCCCCAGGUUAUCGGAAGGCGGGCGACCGAAGACAUUCGCGUGUUGCUAGUGAUCUGAGUGUUAUUGAGAGCUCUGCUGAGCUGCUCUAUGGAUUGAUACACCAGCGAUAUAUUACCUCGAGGCCUGGUAUCCAACAAAUGCUAGAAAAGUACGAGCUGCAACAUUUUGGUGUAUGUCCUCGUGUUUACUGCAAUGGGUGCAAGGUCCUCCCCGUCGGUGUUACCGACACGCCGGGAGUCGACACCGUAAAGCUCUUUUGUCCAAGUUGCCAGGAUAUAUACACUCCACCAAACAGCAGAUUCCAGCACGUUGAUGGUGCAUUUUUCGGCACAACUUUCGGCUGUCUCUUUUUCAUGACAUUCCCCGAACUCGAUGUCGCCGCUCAAAACGAAAGUACCACGUCUCCAACCAGCAAUUCGACUACAACUAUGGCCACAAACUCACGGCAUCCCUCCAUCGCAUCCCCGACGCCAACAUCGUCAAUCUCCCAACCGCCCCCAACGCAACCAACCCAGAUCAAUGGCAUCAUGACAUCGAACCUUGCACCAGGUCUCGGUUCAGGCAAAAUAUACGAACCUCGCAUUUAUGGCUUCAGAGUGUCCGAGCGUGCUAAGUCGGGACCGCGUAUGAAGUGGCUGCGGAUGAAACCAGAUAAUAUCAAUGAACUCGAUGAGACCGCUGUCUACCACCUCACUCAUCUGGAGGGAGGCGGGGAUGAUGAUGGAGAUCUGGAUAUGGAAGUCGCGGAAUCGCAGCAACAGGCUGCUAUCAACAGGCGAAAGAAGGCCCCAAUAUGGAGACGGAGACAACAUAACCCUGAUCUAACGAAUACUAACGGUAUGGGACAAGGUGGAUGA
Messenger RNA from Paracoccidioides lutzii Pb01, 1110 nucleotides. RefSeq names its product casein kinase II subunit beta-1. Gene Ontology annotation, molecular function: protein kinase regulator activity. The record is from RefSeq and is a predicted model, not a curated record. The transcript has a single exon. Gene Ontology annotation, cellular component: protein kinase CK2 complex; cytoplasm. Bases 1 to 1110 code for a protein of 369 amino acids.